AUGUGGGUUUAUCCAUCUCUAGAACGAAGAGUUCCUUUACCGCGGCAUGAGAUUCUUAUCGAGACUCGCGGUCGGAUGGAAGCAAAUCAUCGCACAAUGAUCCAUCAUCGCUCAGUGCGGCUGCCAUUCCGACCGUGCCCUUACCCUUCCAACACCUGUCCCGACCGUAUUCACAACCAUGUAGAGGACCUUAGUGUCGACCACGCCGAGGAUUGCUGCAAUAAGAAUGUACCGAAAUAUAUGAUUCCGGGUCAGUCGCGAUUAGGUAAUCUUCUCCCCUACGCCUUGCACAACUGGCUGUACCACAAAUGGUACCGGUUAUGUCGAAGCGACAUUGAAUAUGGACAAUUCAUAGCAAAGCUAUUCGUCUCUUGCAGCCCUCCUAUGGAUACACCGACAGUAUCACUGGUAGGCCAGACCAAUGACCUCAAUGCCAGGAUUUGCAGCAAGGUGGCAUCCAUCCAAAAAUAUGUCCAAACUUGCCCUAUUGGAGAGAGGUUUAGCCCGACCCAAACAUUUAGGGAUGAGAGGUUCUAUGUCAUGCAACCCCUAUUCAAAGCCGUCACCAUAAUCCUCUUAAACGACGAAUAUGAUGUCAGAAUGGUUGACGUCGGCAAAAUGCCAGCUCUUCUCACGUUGACAGGCGAGGAAGACGGACUGAGUCAGCAAUUAUCUUUUAAAUCUAUCAGCGACAAGGUAGAAGACUUUAUUUCUGAGACGAUCGUUCUAGGCCCAAGCUCGACGUGGCUUGAUCCUGAGAUUUAUACAGAAUGGCUUGGAAAUGGCGCCAAAGACGAUAAGAAUCUUUAUGGAAGGAUGGAGGAUUCCCAAAGAUGGAAUGUUCUUCUUCGGACUGCUGGGCUAGAACAUACACUACGCAGACUUAUCAAACGUCGGAGUAGCAUAGCAUGA
Fusarium oxysporum Fo47 is the source of this 912-nucleotide messenger RNA. RefSeq lists its product as uncharacterized. NCBI's taxonomy places the organism in Eukaryota, Fungi, Ascomycota, Sordariomycetes, Hypocreales, Nectriaceae. The coding region runs from base 1 to 912 and encodes 303 amino acids. The record is from RefSeq and is a predicted model, not a curated record. The transcript has 2 exons.